This is a messenger RNA of Dicentrarchus labrax (European seabass), 2613 nucleotides long. It is a transcript of the gene cdca7a, whose product is annotated as cell division cycle associated 7a. The transcript has 10 exons. Bases 88 to 1293 code for a protein of 401 amino acids. Lineage: Eukaryota; Metazoa; Chordata; Actinopteri; Moronidae. Gene Ontology annotation, biological process: regulation of DNA-templated transcription. The record is from RefSeq and is a predicted model, not a curated record. Gene Ontology annotation, cellular component: nucleus.
GAUGCAGCUGCAGGUCCUUUAUUGUUCACUGCAGAGCUGCAGCAUCGUGUCUGUGUCUGUGUCUGUGGCACGAUUACUACAAGAAAAAUGCCAUCCACCCGCUCUAUGAAACUGGCAGCCCAGCCUCCAUCUACCAGGAUGAGUUUGAGGAGCUUCCGCAGCUCCCCGCUGGUUCCCAUGGAAACUUCCUCCUCGUCCUCCGACGACAGCUGCGAUAGCUUCGGCUCCGACGGAGGCUUUGCAAAUACGAGGAGCAGCUUAAGACAGACGAGGAGGAUGGCAGAGAAAGCGAAGAUGUUUGAGGCAACAUCAGAGGAGGAUACAUGCAGCGGGUUUGAGGAGACCGUGAUCAACCGUCAGAUGAAAGCUAUGAAAGUAGACUCUGAGCCUCCGAGACGUGGCCGCAGAUCCAACGUCCUGAAGGUCGCCAUGACAUUCCCCACCAAGAAGACGGGCAGGAAGAGGCCUGCGUCGGCACCACUCGCUCAAAAUAGAGUGCAGCACCCCGACUCUGAAGAGGAGGAGAACUUCAUGGACAAGAGAGCCCUGAAUAUUAAGGAGAACAAAGAAAUGCUCGCAAAGCUCAUGGCAGAGCUGAACAAAGUACCUGGUCUCUUCCCAAGGCGGAUGGCGAUGUCGGCGUCCACUACGCCUCGACAGGCACCCCGGAGGUCCAUGGGAACUCCAGGAGCUCGUAGGAGAAACCCGGAGCGCUUGUCCCGACCCCACACGCGGUCCCGCACGCUGGUGGACGGACCCCCCAGCCCAACUCCAGAGGAAGAGCCCGAGGACAAGUUCAGCCUGGUUCGCAAAAGCCGCUACUUCGAGGAGUACGAGGAGCCACCCCGUCGCCGUUCCUUCAACGGCUCCAAGGCCAUCCCUCAUCAAGUGCGGCCCGUGGAAGACAUCACAGAAUCGGAGCUGCAGAGAAUCUGCCACAACGUGCGGGAGAAAGUCUACAACAGCUCCACUGGAUCCACUUGCCACCAGUGCCGCCAGAAAACAAUCGACACCAAAACCAACUGCCGUAACCCCGAGUGUGUGGGGGUGAGGGGUCAGUUCUGUGGACCCUGUCUCCGUAAUCGCUACGGAGAGGAGGUCCGAGACGCUCUGCUGAAUCCGGAGUGGCAGUGCCCGCCAUGCAGAGGGAUCUGUAACUGCAGCUUCUGUCGGGCACGAGACGGUCGAUGUGCUACAGGAGUGUUGGUUUACCUGGCUAAAUAUCACGGCUUUGAUAAUGUGCACGCCUACCUGAAAAGCCUGAAGAAGGAGCUGGAAGAGGGUAGCGAGUGAAGCAUGGACGAAGGAGCUGAUCCUGGACCUGACUGACGAACUUUGUGACCAUUUUUUUAAAUGCACAGAAAGUCCAAAUACUGUCCCUAGUGUUUCAAACGUUGUAACAACGAUGCUUAUUGUUCCUGUUUGUGAAGUUUCACAUGAUUUUUGAACAUUGAGUGACAUCUGGAGGAGGCGCACACAGCCAGUUUUCUCCAGUAUAAAGCUGUUUUUAUUUUGUUCUCCUACUUCUGUUCUGUCCACAAGAGCUGAGCCUAUUUACACUUGGACUGAUUAUAUGUAAACUGAGGUGGAGCAAAACACAUUGUAGGGAAAAAAACCACCUUAAAUUGUGUGUGAUAGCCCUCUGUGAUCUUAAAUAUUUUAAGAUGAUUGAUGUACAUAUUCCCAUAGCAUGUAAAAAAAACGAAUUAUCCUACCUGCUGCAAACAAUCUGGCUUGUUUAGAUGAUCUACUGUAUUCUACAUUGUUUUAAAUGUAUAUAUUUUACACAGCAUGAAUUGGCCUCUGAGGGAUUUUGUCUUUGUGCCUUUUUUUUUUUCCUAGUUGCAAAUGUAUUCUUGUGUUUUUUACAAGUUACAUAGCUUUUUGUAAAUCUGCUAAAUGUUGAGGGUGGAAGAAACACAACUAAACAAAAUAUUUGCUCUAGUUGGGAUGUCCUGUAGAAAUGGUCGAAUGAUCUGCACGGCACUGAGGUGGUGCAGGUGGAAAGGGCAUAGAGUGGGGGUCCACUGCCUCUCACUUCUAAACCCGAGGUACUGUGUGAUAUACUACAGCGCCUGGUUAAAUAUCCUUCAUUAGAUAACUGUCACUAAUGGUGUGGAAACAAUUAGCACACUCUAAUGGGAAUCUCAUACCUGUAAAUCAUUUUAUCCUGUUAAAGCACAUUCUCGCUCUGCUCCAGUCUCUUUGGCUCAUUUUCUGCCUUACACUGUUAAGUAGGAAUGGUUGAAGGUGCCACUGAAGUGGCAAUAGAGUUAUGGCCUGCAUUUUCUGUUCAGAAGUGUAAUACUCUACACGAAAUGACAUGGAAUUAACCUUUGUGUCGUUCAUCGUUGAAAUGUACUUCAUUCGACCUGCACCAGGACAUACUCUGAUUAUAUGAUACUGUUUCAAAAUAAUCAACGGUUGAGAUUUCUUCUCCAAGGUAAUGGCAGGUGGAGGUUAUCUUACCGCUGCUUGUUUAUCAGGCGCUGCACUCCUAACAGGAGGAGCUACGCUGAGCUGUUGAUGGGGAAUAUCUGCUAUGGUAAUGCUUUGCUUUGUGUUCAUUGGGUUAAACUGUACAUUUUCAUUAAAGCGUUAAUCACUGCAGAA